AUGAUUAUAUUCUUUAGAAUUUUGAUUUUAUUAAGAUUGGCUUUCACUUGUUUGGGUGCUGUUGGUGGAGGAGGUGGUGGAUUGUUAGAAUUGCCUUUUGAUCCAACUCAUGUUAACUGGUUUGAAGAGAGAGGGAAGAGGAAGUGGGACAUUAAUUGGGAUUUCCGUGAUCCACGCUCAAUUGUAGAACAAAAAAAUGAAUUGGCUGGGAUGACUCCUCAACAGCUCAAAGAUUUAAUUGCAAAUAAUACACCAAAAGCUACAAGGAAUAUUUUUCUUAUAAGGCAUGGUCAAUAUAAGAAGGAAAAGGCUAAAGAAAAAAAGAAGCUUACUCCACUUGGGCGAGAACAGGCAGAAUUUCUUGGGAAAAGGUUAACAUUGGCAAAAAAUCAAUUAAAGAUUGACAAGUGCGUGUUUUCUACAUUGAUUAGAGCAAGAGAGACGGGUGAAAUUAUGGCGAAGCAGAUGCCUCAUUUAAAAAUUGGGUGCACCUUGGAUUCGAUGUUGGAAGAGGGGGCGCCUUAUCCUGGAAAUCCACCUGCUCAUGGUUGGAACCCGAGCCCAUUUCAACUUCACACUGACGGGGCAAGAAUUGAAGCGGCAUUCCGUAAAUAUUUUCAUCGUGCAAAGCUGUCUCAGAAAGAAGAUAGUUUUGAACUUAUUGUGUGUCAUGCUAAUGUGAUUCGUUAUUUUGUUUGCAGAAUCCUUCAAUACCCUCCCGAACGAUGGAUCGUUUUCAAUUUGGCUCAUACCUCAAUAACUUGGAUAGAAAUUAAACCAGAUGGCCAUAUAUUUAUCAAAACUGUUGGAGAUUUUGGACAUUUGCCUGCAGGAAAAAUUACUUUUAAUAAUGUUUAAAUUUUUGUCUUUUUAAAUUAUACGAGUAUUCUAUGAGAAAAGAACGGGUGACAAAAUAUUUUUUUGUUGAUUUUAGAUCUCUCCUAAAAUUUUAUUAUUAUUCUAGAUCUCUCUUUAACUUUUUUUUUGAUUUUUGCGGGUUAAUUAUUGUU
Meloidogyne enterolobii is the source of this 1010-nucleotide messenger RNA. Lineage: Eukaryota; Metazoa; Nematoda; Chromadorea; Rhabditida; Meloidogynidae. The record is from the annotation of a GenBank genome assembly.